Ananas comosus (pineapple) is the source of this 1295-nucleotide messenger RNA. Its product is annotated as NAC domain-containing protein 30-like. Lineage: Eukaryota; Viridiplantae; Streptophyta; Magnoliopsida; Poales; Bromeliaceae. The coding region runs from base 181 to 1131 and encodes 316 amino acids. The record is from RefSeq and is a predicted model, not a curated record. The transcript has 3 exons. Gene Ontology annotation, molecular function: DNA binding. Gene Ontology annotation, biological process: regulation of DNA-templated transcription.
AUGCUUUUGUCUAGAUAUCUAGCUAAGAUCUUUUGAUGUGGAACUUAAAAGUGUUUCAUGGCUCCCACUUCAUCUCUCUCUCUCUCUCUCUCUCUCUCUCUCUCUCUCUCUCUCUCUCUCUCUCUCUCUCUCUUACUAUGUGACUUAAAAAGCUUAUGAUUUUUAGGAGAUCAUUUGGCAAUGGAGGUUGAGUCUUGUGUUCCACCAGGGUUCAGAUUCCACCCAACCGAGGAAGAGCUAGUCGGUUAUUAUCUCGCGAGGAAGGUCGCUUCGCAAAAGUUCGAUCUAGAGGUCAUUCGCGAUGUCGAUCUCUACCGAAUAGAGCCGUGGGAUCUACAAGAAAGAUGCAAAUACGGUCACGAAGAACAAACCGAAUGGUACUUCUUUAGCUAUAAAGAUCGAAAGUAUCCGAGUGGUACGCGCACGAACAGAGCCACUAGUGCUGGAUUUUGGAAGGCAACGGGGAGAGACAAGCCGGUUCUUUCGAAGUCUAGAAUCAUAGGAAUGAGAAAGACCCUUGUGUUCUACAAGGGACGAGCUCCGAACGGGAGGAAAAGUGACUGGAUCAUGCACGAGUAUCGCCUUCAAACAACCGAGCAUGGACCUCCUCAGGAAGAGGGCUGGGUCGUAUGCCGCGCAUUCCAGAAGCCGACUCCGAACCAAAGGCCAUACUACAACAACUUCAAUUCCACAUACUACAACAACAUAAACGACCGAAUAAGACCCGACGCGCUCGCGAACUUCUCUAGUACUCCUACUCACUUAAUGGAUUCAUACCCAGGAAGCAGCUUCCAUCAACAACACAUGGUUUCCAAUGAAGAGAUUGAAUCAAAGCAAAUGCUCCUUAAUCAAGUCAUUGAGAUCCCACAGCUGGACAGUCCGAGCCUGUCGAAUAGCUUAUCCACUAAGGAGUUCUUCGACGGCAAUAUUUCGAGCGGCAUCGGAGAGAGCGGAAAUAGAAGAAUUGAUUCACAAGGGCAAAUUAUUGAUUGGAAGGUGUUGGAUAGUUUGCUUUCAUCGCAAUUCAAUGAAAUGGCUUCGUCGGAGACACCGAUUUUUCCAGUAAAUGAUUGUGAGGGAGAAGCUCAAAACCAGGGAGAUCAUUUCCUACCAUUAUUUGAUAGCUCCUAACAGUGGAUUUCAAUAGUUAAUAUUAAGGAUCGAUCAAGUCGAAGAACAGAUCACAGCAACAAUAUCUGUAGUUGUUUAAUGGACAAAAGAACUAAUUUCUGAAUUUGGUGAUUUUCUUAUCUGGAAUUGUUAGAAAUUGUAAAACAAUGCAUGUGUUUUCUCUA